Messenger RNA from Epinephelus lanceolatus (giant grouper), 2133 nucleotides. RefSeq names its product cilia and flagella associated protein 52 (gene cfap52). Lineage: Eukaryota; Metazoa; Chordata; Actinopteri; Perciformes; Serranidae. The record is from RefSeq and is a predicted model, not a curated record. Gene Ontology annotation, molecular function: protein binding.
AGCUGUCAGGAGUGUUUGAGAAAAACAACGGUAGCGUAAGUUUUUAUUGCAAAAUUUGACUUUCCUAACACUUUACGAGAGAAGGAGUUAAUAGACAGUUUUUCAGCAAUGGCUCUUGAAACACAGGGCGUGCCUAAACUUGAAUUGGAGGCUGUUAUCGGCUUCAACGGGUGCGUGCCCUCUGGCCUGAGAGUCCAUCCAGACAGAGAGCACCUCAUCUAUCCUCUGGGAUGUACAGUCAUUCUUAAGAGAAUCAAAGAUGGCAAACAGGAGUUCCUGCAUGGACACACAAACAAUGUGUCCUGUAUUUCUGUGUCCAAAAGUGGAUUAUAUGUUGCCUCUGGACAGAUCAACUUCAGGGGCUUUAAGGCUAUGGUGAUCAUCUGGGACUAUGCACAGCGAACAGUUUAUGCCGAGCUGGUGGUCCACAUGGCACAAGUAAAGGCACUGGCCUUCUCUCCCAACGACAAGUAUCUGGUGUCCCUGGGAGGUCAGGAUGAUGACAGCAUUGUGGUAUGGAAUAUUGAGACAAAGCAGGCCAUCUGUGGGAGCCCAGCGUUAGCACAUAGUGCCGGUUACUGCCUCACAGUGCAGUACUCCAACACAAAUGACAACAUCUUUGUCUCUGCUGGGAGCGGAACACUGCGAGUCUGGGAGCUGGACCUCACUAACAGGAAGAUCAGGCCCACAGAGUGCCAGACAGGGAAGCUGAAGAGGAUUGUGAAAUGUGUAGAGAUCACAGAGGACGAUCGAUUCAUUUUCUGUGGCACCACCAGUGGAGACAUAAUGAAAGUCAACAUGAAGACUGGGCUUCUGAGUGACUGUGGUCCAGUAAAAACAAAAUACAGCCUGGGUGUCAAUGUCCUUAGAAUACUGAAGUCUGGAAACCUGCUUGUAGGUUCUGGAUCUGGCACCUUCACUCUGUGUUCCUGCACUAACUUCAAAACUCUUAAGGAGGUCCAGCUGGAAAAGGGGGUGACCUCCAUUGCAAUAAGAGGAGAGGGCCAGCAGUUCUUUGUCGGGACAGAGGCUGCUCAGAUGUACCGCUUCAGUUAUGAGGACUUCAAAGCUGAGCUCAUUUCCACCAGCCACAGCAGUGCUGUCAAGGACGUAGCCAUAUGUUUUGGAACAUCUGAAUUAUUUGCAACCUGCUCUGAGGAGGACAUCAGGUUGUGGCACAUAGACAAGCCCAAAGAGCUGCUGCGCAUCACUGUACCCAACAUGACCUGCAAUUCCCUGGACUUCAUGGUUGACGGACAUAGCAUCAUCAGUGCAUGGAAUGAUGGUAGGAUUCGUGUGUUUGCACCGGAAAGUGGCCGCCUCAUGGUCAUCAUUCACAACGCGCACAGAAUGGGUGUGACAGCCAUAGCUGGCACCAGGGACUGCAAGAGGAUCGUCAGUGGAGGGGGAGAAGGGCAGGUGCGUGUUUGGGAGCUGCAGCCACACAGCCAUCGUCUGAUGGAGACCAUGAAAGAGCACAAAGCCACCAUCACUUGUAUCAAAAUCAAGAGCAACGAUAAAGAGUGUGUCACUGCCAGCUCCGAUGGUGCCUGCAUCAUCUGGGACAUAGUGCGAUUUGUGAGUCUUCAAAUGGUAAUUGCCAACACACUGUUCCGGAUUGUGUGCUACCACCCAGAGGAGUACCAGCUCAUUACCAGUGGCACUGACAGAAAGGUUGCCUACUGGGACGUGUAUGACGGAUCUGCCAUCAGAGAAGUGGAGGGCUCGCAGUCUGGGGCCAUCAACGGCAUGCACAUCUCACAGGAUGGCAAACACUUUGUGACAGGUGGAGAUGACAAGCUGGUGAAGGUGUGGGACUACAUGGAAGGUACAGUCACCCACAUAGGAAUAGCUCACGGUGGCAGCAUCACCAGCAUCAAGAUCUGCUCCAACAACCGCACCUUAGUCAGCACCAGCGCAGACGGAGCCAUUCUUCGAUGGAGGUUCCCUCACCCUUCCUCCUCUUAAUGUGACAUUUAGAGUCCUUGACACUGGAGGCAAAAGAAACUUUUAAUCCAGUAACACACACACUCAAAUGUAUCCAACAUUUUCUUUCUUAGCAAAUCUUCCCAACAAUCUCACAUUAACAUUGCAGAUUGGAUUUACACUCUGACCAAAGGAAAUAAAUGUAAU